Messenger RNA from Exophiala mesophila, 1392 nucleotides. RefSeq lists its product as uncharacterized. Bases 260 to 1015 code for a protein of 251 amino acids. The transcript has a single exon. The record is from RefSeq and is a predicted model, not a curated record. Lineage: Eukaryota; Fungi; Ascomycota; Eurotiomycetes; Chaetothyriales; Herpotrichiellaceae.
UCAACGCAGCAAACCACGCUGCUCACAACCAAUCCCCCAAACAUCGUCGUCAACAGUCACGCUGUCGCCCUCACGCAUUACAACCUACUAUAUCUAUCCAAAGCAAUCAUAUGGUGAUAUAGGCGGCAACGCCUACGAGUACAUCAGUGUCACUCGGCGUCCGUCAAGCCAGACACAUUCGCCGUCGUCGACACCACCACUGGUCCAUUCACACACAUCCACACCACUCAGCAGAUCUCCCUCCACACCUAACAUCACCAUGGCUCGUGGCCCCACCAGCUCCCAGCGCAUUGUGGGCUUUGCUAGGGAGGUGCAAUCCAUCCGUGAGCCUCGCGAUGAUGAGUUCUCGGUCAUGUCCCACUUUGCCAAACACGCUGAUCGAUGCCCUCACUGCCAUGACCCUUAUGCCACACACAUUAGAGAAAAGAGUCUAUGCGACCGAGGCAUCAGCUUGGCCAGAGAUGUUUGCAAUUACCUGUACGCCAAGGGUGGAAAGCCCUUUUCUGUUGUUGAUCGCAGAUCAUCAGGAGACCGUGUUCAGGUCCAGGUUCCAGUUGGCAUGGAGGCCGUCUCGCUCCUAAUCAAAGCCAUUGACCGUGGCAUGGUUCUCCAGAAGAAAACUGCCAUUGUGGUGGCCAAGAAGUCCGAAGCUGACAAGAUUGACCGCUCACCUUACCAGUCACCACGCCUAGAGCCCGCUCUCAGGUCGCCCAAACCCAAGGAGACUACUGAGCUGAGACGAUUUCAGGACGGACCUGUCGAAGUGAUCGAGAGAGCCCCGCGGCGGCGGGAACACAACGAGCAAGUUUAUCACAGUGAUCGUGUGGGUGAUCGAUCACGGUACGAACGGAGGGAAAGGCCAGUGUCGGCCAUCUAUCCCGACGAGAGACGAGGAAGCCUGUACCUGCGAGACGAAGAAAACAAGAGACAAUGGCGGCAGUAUGAGCGAGAGCCUAUUGUCAUUGUCGCAGAACCCAGAGCCCACCGGUACAUUUCACGGCGUUUUUUGAAUUAAUGGAUUACGGCAAGAGCUCUUCAAGAGCCACUCUUUUACACUUUGGCGGUCACAAGACCGGCUGUAUCACCAACAACAUCAACAAAAAGAUAGACAUUGAUCACGACACCACUGUCGGUGGAAGGCACCGCGUUGCCUGUUAUCUAUGCUCGGCUUGUGAGGUUUAGUCCAAGCCUAGAGCGACGACCACCCUGCUGGAUGGUCCGGCGAUGAACCAACGGAAAGGGGAGCCCGGCUCGAAGCAAUCCAGCGAUGCUCGAGCAGCAUGACAGACGGAGGGACAGACAGACGUCUGGGCACAUUGGCGACCCAUAGGAGCCAGAGGCCACUCCCACUCGAUUGAGAUUGUCUUGUGCGAUUAUUGAGGCCAUGGUGGC